GGUUACCGUAACAACCUGUUAAAUCAUGGAACUAGUUCGCUGCAUCGUUGCUGCGUUCAUUGUUUACCUCGAACUUCUGACGUUGGCAUAUCCGAUUUGUGGAGACGGUCUCACUCUGGAGGAGGAAUUACAAGAAUUAACUGAGAAUUACUUUCAAUUCAGGGAAACUCUACUGGCAAAAAAUGUUCAGUUAGAGGAAACAGUCAGAAAACUAGAGGACCAGCUGCAACAAAACAAGGAAAUAAAAAAAAAAUUGGAAUCACAAAUGAGCUAUGUGGAAUUCAAAUUACAGCAACAGGAGCUACGUUUAGCUACCCUAAACCCAUCGAUGUUGACAACUGUUUCAAAUUCCGAUACGCAGCCGGUGGGUGUCCUAAAUGAAAUGGCAACGUCAUACGAGGAUCCACGUCAGCCUGGAAAUAUUUCGAGCGAAUUCUAUUUGUUGCUAAGAAAUGCAACAGUGGGAAACGUCUACUGCAGCCUUACAAGAGUUCCUGACAGUUCAGGAUUCCGGCAGGCCAGUGAAUAUGGUAAUCUGACGUCAUGGCCCGUCUAUUUUUACGUACAAAAAAACAACCUCUUCAGCAAGGAGUCCACUCCUAUUCCAUUUGUUAUUGAAAGAAUCAAUGUCGGAAAAGCGAUGGACGAAUGGUCUGGAAAAUUCACGACACCGCAAACGGGAACGUAUUCUUUCAUCUUCAGUGGAUUGGCCAAGGUUUCAACAUCCUCUUCUCCACUUCGUUUGGGGCUGAAUCUUCAGUUGAAUGGCUCGGAAAUGACAGCAGGACGAGUCGAAGUGGUAGACUAUGUCGUCGUCAGUGAUAAGCUUAUCUCUUUGACCCUCCAAGCAACAUUAAAACUUGAAUCGGGAGAUCGAGUGUGGCUUGAAAUCUUCUCUCUGUCAACAGGAGUGGCUCUGUAUAACGACGGUGCCCAUUUUACCUGCUUCAAUGGUUCGCUAUUGGAGUAGAGAAUCGAAACUCGUAGUAAUUGCUUUGAAGAGGGAAAACGUAAUAACUAGAGAGAAAUAGACUGGCACAACAAUUUACUGAUGUAACUACACGAAAUGUUCAAACGCAGCGAUUAUGAAAAGAAAAAAAAGUUGUACUGGAACACAACGUAAUUUCUGAGUUGGUGAUGAGGCCAUUCAUUCACUGUCCACUUUUGGCUUGUGUUGUAACUCACGGACAAGCUAGACGAACUGUAAUAAUCAAUCAAUUCAUAGCAUGCUAAAGGACGAUCGUGCCGCGCAUGCGAAUAAAGAUGAAAGGGAUACUGUUCUGUCUGAAUGACGUGAAUAUAGCUAUAUCCACGGUACGGAUACACCUUGGCCUAGUUCGUGCAUUGCAAGAAUGGAGGCACCCGAAGAGAACCUUACAUCUUUACAGCAGAGCAUUUCGUUUGAUUUCCCUAUAAUGGGACAGAACAUUACUUACGGCCAAGAAGUGUUCCGGAAAUCGGUCGUCAUUGUCGGCGUGUUUUUGAAUUGCCUCGUUUUCUUUGUGGUGAUGUUUUCGCGACAGAUGCGCUAUCCGCGACACACAUUUUGGGCUGUCAUUGCCUUUUUCGAAUGUGUCUUUUUGGUCAAAUGUGUACUCGAACUGGCCGUCAUUGUGCAUCACGAUCAUUUGGCGUGUCAAAUUCUAGUUCUUCUGGCACCUGUCGACUACUCCAUCCUGUUGCUUUGCCUUUCAUUGGCCGCACUCGAUCGCUAUUUGGCCAUCGUCCGCUACGAAUGGUACAAGUCCAGCGUGAGCAAUCGAGGUGUCAUCGCUUUGAUUUCUCUAUUGUCAACGUUGACUUUUGUCGUGAUUACGACUCCGUUCUGGACUGGCUAUUUUUCCAUUUACACCUGCACGAACAAUUUGACCCACAUGCAUUGGAUCCUCGUUUGGGACUUGUUCUUGGGCACUGCUGGCGUUAUCCUGCAUCUCAUGAUCUUCGUGGAAUCCAAGGCUCUUAUUCAGCAAUAUGUGCCCAAUCGCCAUCAGAAACCGAUUACCGUCAGAUUCGUCCACUCGUCUGCCCGUCAACACAAUUCUCUUUCUGGAAGAGGAGUAGAACAGCCGCCAUCGAAUGAUAGGAUUUUCUUCAGUUUUCCGAAACAUUCAACUUUGGUAGAAAACGAACGAAAUUCCCACCAACAUCUUCCUGCUCAUCAGCCGUCUUCCAUUGAAAACUUUGACAAUGAAUGUUUCCCUUGGAUCAAGGUCAAAAAUCAAGGAGGAUCGAAAUUUAAUCGACUUGAAAUCCGCGCUGCCCUCAACAUGUCCGUUAACAUUCUGCCGUUUUGGUUGUGUACAUUUCCGGUUUCAUGUAGUAUUGUAGUCCUGUACUGGUGUAUCCGGCUCGAGGGCGAGUGCGGUAGCAUUUUGCUGCCAUGGCCUUACUUGUGGAACCUCUUCCUGCUCCAUAGCGUCUAUAAUCCGGUUAUGUAUAUGGCCACCAGUUCAGAAUUCUGGCGGGCUCUCGUUCAUAUUACGAACAAAGUUGCUGCCACGUUUCACAUUAAGCUAGCAAGUGGAAUUUGAACCAGUUGCUUCCUGGCCGUCUUCCCGAAGGAUCGCUAGUUGACGGUUUAUUUUCAUGUUUGUUGGUAAAUGUAUCUAGCUGAUAUCGCCUGACUAUUUCCACUAACAUUUUCUGGGUUGGGUCGAUAAUCCGGAUCACUUUCUCUCUUGUCGUAGAAUUCCAAAUAUGAAUGCUUAGUGUUUACUUUUAUCUGAAAGCAGGGUCACGAUUGUUUUACCGGUACUUUUGUAAUAUUUUUGUAUGGUUGACCGAGUUCGAUCUAAGAGUCUAGUUCUGACAACGUUAUCUUGAAGAAGAACCCGAGGUAAAUGAGUGAUUCCCACCCUCACCUGAUUUUUCAUAGAAAUUUUAAAUUCAUGAUUGGGUUAUAAUUGCUAAAAAAAAAAAAUAGUUAAGGUGCCCAACCAACAGCUUUCUAGUUUAUA
Messenger RNA from Daphnia carinata, 2957 nucleotides. RefSeq lists its product as uncharacterized. Gene Ontology annotation, cellular component: membrane. Bases 1353 to 2531 code for a protein of 392 amino acids. Lineage: Eukaryota; Metazoa; Arthropoda; Branchiopoda; Diplostraca; Daphniidae. Gene Ontology annotation, biological process: adenylate cyclase-activating G protein-coupled receptor signaling pathway; G protein-coupled adenosine receptor signaling pathway. Gene Ontology annotation, molecular function: G protein-coupled receptor activity. The transcript has 5 exons. The record is from RefSeq and is a predicted model, not a curated record.